Molecule: messenger RNA, 2013 nt
Organism: Symsagittifera roscoffensis
Lineage: Eukaryota; Metazoa; Xenacoelomorpha; Acoela; Convolutidae
Product: serine-rich adhesin for platelets-like
Exons: 3
Coding region: 1-2013 (670 amino acids)
Source: RefSeq, a predicted model, not a curated record
AUGGAAACAUCCUCUGCAGUAUUGCCAGCUACUGGCAAUCCGGGAUCGGCCGAACUUCAAACGUCUUCUGAAAACCGUCAAAACUCGGAUCUGACUUCAAAGUUGACUAAUAAGGGGAAUCAAAAUCAUGCACUAACUACAUCGAGUACAGUUACGAAAGACCUAUCUUCUAGAAAAUCGCCAAUAUCUGAGACCGAAACUCAUACAUCAUCAUACAGGAGUUCAAGUCACCAGUUGCUUUCUGGUGGCAAGAGAUCCUCAAUUGUUGCUCACGUGCCACCUUUCAGUCGAUCUAUCCAAGCCCCCUUACCCGCGACUAGCGAGUCCAAUAAUUCUGAGAGUCAAUCGACAGAUUCGGAAGCUCCGUUAAAAAAUUCUCUGAGACAGAGUUCUUCGUCGUCUCUGUCAUCGGGAGCCGAAACCACCGAGAGGUCGGCGUCUAUCCUUCGACAGUCAAGUUCGAGUAGCACAACUGAGGGCUUCUCGGCUAGCACUGUUGCGGUUUCGGGACCUUCACCCAACUACCUUCCUUCGGACGCAAUAUCAGUUUUCCAUAGCCUAGUUUCCUCUGCAAUUGACCAAUGCUUACGCAAUUCUUCCCAGUCUAAAGUUCGUGUAUCCGUUUUCUCAAGUCUGUUCGAUACAGUUUCAAGGUCAUCUACACAAUCAAAUUCUCCGACUCUAGAAAGUCAGGAAGCUGCUGGCAACCUGAAGAUGACAUCAACCCAGACCCGAAAUAACGACUCGGCGAAUGUGGCGACUUCUGUUUUGAGUAUUCCAGGCAGCCGAAAGAAUGGAACUAUCCAGUCUUCGAACUCGGCAGCAGCUAGAUGGACUGCUGACAAAAAUGACUCAUCUAAUGACGCUUAUCAGUCCCCAAUGGCCUCUCCAAACAUGCUCAAAAUAGACGAAGAAUCAUCUUUCAACAAUGCGAAUGCGCGGGACGAAGUUAAUAAAUCGAAAUCACUUGUGGAAGGUUUGCUAGAAAAUGGAGGUCAAAAAUCUACAAAUUCUCUUUCUCGCCAAUCAUCAGCUGUCAAUAAGUCAGAUGUCAAAGACGAUUCAGUUGUCGCCGAAAAUACUGAAAAGGAGCGAGCUGUGACUGUCAAGAGAAUAUCGCCCAAUGACGCUAAAAAGUCUGAUCAUCAGAAAUUAAACGAAGUGAAUCGAUCUGCAGUAAACAAAGAAGGAACAAAACAUUCGUCCGCUGAAGGUAACAUCAACUUAGCAUCAAUUCAGUCGCCACAAGCUGGGGAGGUUUCUCAGGGUUCCAGGAGCCGAGAAGAUAAAAACGGUCUAGAACAGGAGACGUCUUCCAACAACAGUUCAAGUGAUAUGGUUAGUCAUCUUACCAAGUAUCUAUUAGAGCAGCAUUUGUUCAACGCUCUCCCGUCUACGCUAGCAGAAAAGAGCGGACAAGUUCAAGCGGCCACCGAGUUGGACUCCCAGACUAAGGCUAGCCUGAUGGCCGAAGUUUUCGGCGACGAGCGUCAAUUCGCCUCGGCCAUAGCGAACGCGACAGUAGCGGCAUUAGCAUCGCGCCAGCGACUGGGUGUUCAAGAACCGCCUGCAGCUGUUGUCGGCGGUUCUGGAACAACUGAUGCGUUGUUUUCAGGACCUUACUCGACGCCAAGUCCGAAGUUAAUAGGAACACCCCCACCUUUAACGAAAGAUGAACCACUUAACCUCAGCGCACCAUCCCCAUGCUCGCUUUCACCUACUGAGCAGAAAAUAAAGAUCGUAGUUGCCAGUGAAAAUAUAAGCUCAUGUGAGCCAACUCGCGAAGUUGCAGUAAGAACUAGAAGCGAAUCUUUGGAGGGAAAGGAUCAGGAUAAGAACGAAUCAGGAUCAGGUGCCAGUGUGAAGCUGAAAGACAGUUUGUCGGAAUCAGUUGAUGCAGCUAAAAUUUCAACUAUGUGUUCGGAAGAUGUUCUUGAUUCAUUCGGAAGUAAUGAAGUUCAGUGGCUCGGAAAUAAAUACCUCCUCGCUGGUUUCUUUGAAUUCUACCGAUAG